GAAGGAUGUUCCCGUCGAGUUAGAAAAAAACUUCACUACGAUGCGACACAUCGAAAAGAAAGCUAAAGAAAAGGUGCGUAACGCUCACAAAUUACAGAACGAUUUUCUGUCAAGAAUAAAAGUCUUAACGACAAACGAAAAAAGCGAAUACUUAAACUCAAUACUAUGUUUACUUAACGAAGUGAUAGAACAUGCUGAAGACAAAGUUAAACUGGCUGUUCAAACUUAUGAUGAGUUCAAUGAAAAUGAGAGGAAAUUGGAUUUAGGUAAAGCAAGGUUAGAAGAAAACAUUUAUAACAGAGCAAGUGGCGCAAAAAAUAUUGAAGAAGGCGUACAACAAAUCAAUGAAAUUUGGAACAAGCCGAGUACAUCAAGGGAAGAAGAAACAACACCUUACAAAAUAUCUGAAAAGAAAAUAAUUCAAAAAGAUGUUACAAAAAUGAAUAUUACAGCAACUAGCAAAACACCUUUAGUCGGUGUUAUUCGUCCAACAAAUGCUACCAAUAGUGUAUAUGAUAAAGUAGAGACUGGUCCCCUGAAUGGUUCAUUAGAUAAUGCUGGAGUUGCCCUUUCGCCUGAAGAAUCAGAAAUGCCCGUCGAUUCAAAUGAACAAACAUACUGUUUAUGCAAACAAAUUUCUUAUGGUAAAAUGAUAGCCUGCGAUAACUCAUGUUGUCCAAUUGAAUGGUUCCAUUUUGAAUGUGUUAAUGUAACUACCGAGCCCAAAGGAAAAUGGCUCUGUCCGAAAUGUAAAACAAACAAAAUGAAUAAAUAACUCAUUUUAAAAAUGAAUAAGUUUUUAAUUUUAUACAUACAUAUAAAAAUAAUAUACCGUUUAUAGUACCGUAAUAUUAUUAUUGUCAUUAAAUAACAUACAUAUUUGAGAAUACAA
Molecule: messenger RNA, 892 nt
Organism: Rhopalosiphum padi (bird cherry-oat aphid)
Lineage: Eukaryota; Metazoa; Arthropoda; Insecta; Hemiptera; Aphididae
Product: inhibitor of growth protein 5-like
Exons: 5
Coding region: 41-775 (244 amino acids)
Source: RefSeq, a predicted model, not a curated record